CUGCAAAUCGCAAUGAUUUGCAGUUUGGAAGAGCUAUACUUGUGGUCCCUACCAAGAUUGAAGGCAAUCUGCCAAUAUGGGUCUCUUCCAGUUCCAACAAGAGGAGGAGAAUGCUUCUUCUUCAGCAACUUAAGAUUCUUAUAUUUGAGAAAUUGUUCCGAUCUAAUAAGUAUAAUACCCUCUGAUCUGCUGGCAAAGCUACCAAAUUUAGAAGAACUUGAGGUAUUGGAUUGUAAUGGGGCGACUGAGGUAUUUAACUCCAAGGGACUAAUACUACUACUUGACGAAGAAGAAGAAGGGCAUCAUGAGCAGGCUACGCCAAUAUUGUCAAAAUUAAAUCGAUUGGAUCUACGAGGACUUCCUCUUUUAAGGACCAUAUGGGAGGGCGUUGUUUCUCCUUUAAGCCUCCCGAACCUAGAGAAGAUACACGUAGAACACUUGGAUGAAUUGGAUUUCAUGUUCUCACUAGCCAUGGCUCAGAGGCUUCAACAACUAAGGCUGCUUGAGAUUGAGAAAUGUCCUAAAAUGGUGCAAAUAAUCUCAUUAUUAAUGAAGGGAGAAGAUGAUAUAGAAAAGGAGGCCAUCAUGUGCAAGGCAGUACUGUUUCCUCGACUAAGGAAUCUAUGGUUAUACACACUGCCAAAUCUCUCGACAGUGGUGAGCAAAGGGGUGUUACACAACCAUGAUUAUUAUUCUUACUGGCCUUUGUUGGAAACAUUGACAGUUGGGGAAUGCCCCAAAUUGAAAAGGCUGCCCCCUGUGUGUCCACAAACGACCGCAACAGAACUGAGGGAAAUUCAUGUAGGAGAAAAAUGGUUCAAUGCUUUGGAGUGGGAUGACCAUACUGAUGAAAAGUUGCACCUACAAGAAAGAGUCAAGGUAAUUAUUGAAUUCUUAAUAUAUUCUUUCACCUUUUCUUGCUUGUCUACUAUACAUAUAGAAUCAUGUACAUCCCUAAACAAGACAUUUAAUUUCUUUUAUUUCUUGUUCCUCAUCAUGAUCACAUUUUAUGAAGAAUUCAUAUACUUAAGUGGAACCAUCCAACAGGUCAGAUUUUAUGAUGACGAUGACUACAAUGAUGACAACGACGACGACAAUGAUGAUGAAUUAGAUGAGAAUCGAUGGGUAUGUUUAUCCAUAAAGCCUUCUUCUUUAGUUUAA
This is a messenger RNA of Telopea speciosissima, 1161 nucleotides long. Its product is annotated as probable disease resistance protein RF9. The transcript has 3 exons. NCBI's taxonomy places the organism in Eukaryota, Viridiplantae, Streptophyta, Magnoliopsida, Proteales, Proteaceae. The coding region runs from base 13 to 1161 and encodes 382 amino acids. The record is from RefSeq and is a predicted model, not a curated record.